AUGUCUUCCGAAACUCCAUUCGACAUCCUCGUCACCGGCGGCAGCGGCUUCCUAGGCAGCGCAAUAGUAACCGCCCUGCACACCCAACAUCCAACGUGGCGAAUCUCAAUUCUCGACCAGCACGCUCCAUCCCCAUCCCAGCUUGCCCCAAUCCAGCACUUCUUCCGCGUCGACAUCACAAACCGCGCCUCCGUCUUCAACGCAUUCAAAUCCUACGUCCCAGAUCUAGUGCUGCACACAGCAGGCAUCAUCCCCGCCCGACAAGCGCGGUACUCCACCUCUCACGCAGCCUGGUUGCGCGUGCGCGAGAUCAACUACGAAGGCACAGUGAACGUUCUCGACGCCACGCUGGCAUCGGGCUGCGCGCGCUUCGUCUACACCUCCAGCUGCACGGUCGUGAUCGACGACAUGGCGCACGACUACUUCCGGAUGGACGAGGAGACGUCGACAGGGUACGCGACGCUGCACUACGGACGCUCAAAAGGGCUGGCGGAGACGUAUGUGAUGAGUCGAGCGGGGGAGGGAAAGGAAGGCCCGUUGAUCUGCGCGCUAAGACCUUCCACGAUCAUCGGGCCGGAAGACAGGGCUGUGAUUCCCGUCAUGCACGACCUGAUUGCGAAAGGGGAGACGAGUUUCAUCGUAGGGGACGGGGAUAACGUGUAUGAUUUCGUGUACAUUGACAACAUCGCUUCCGCGCACGUUCUGGCAGCGGAGAACCUUCUCCCGGGCGGAAAGGGGACAGCAGCGGGCGAAGUGUUCUUCAUCAGCAACGACGAGCCGGUGUACUUUUGGGACUUCCUGGCAUACGUCUGGGUGCAGUUCGGCCAUGUGCCGCGCUACCGUGUACAAAUUCCGAUGUGGCUGGCUUGGGCUGUUGCGUGGAUAUUGGAGUGCAUUACUUGGGUCACUGGGGCGGAAGCGACGUUGACGAGAGGGAGUGUGAGGGAUGCGGUGCGCGCGCAUUUCGCGGACAAUGAGAAGGCGAAGCGGGUGUUGGGGUAUGAAGUCAAGGUGGGAUUGGCGGAGGGGGUGAGGAGGAGUUGCGAGGGGUAUAAACGGUAUCUUGCCAGGAGAGCUGCAUCGUCGGGGGAAUGA
Molecule: messenger RNA, 1095 nt
Organism: Neohortaea acidophila
Lineage: Eukaryota; Fungi; Ascomycota; Dothideomycetes; Mycosphaerellales; Teratosphaeriaceae
Exons: 1
Coding region: 1-1095 (364 amino acids)
Biological process (GO): steroid biosynthetic process
Molecular function (GO): 3-beta-hydroxy-Delta5-steroid dehydrogenase (NAD+) activity
Source: RefSeq, a predicted model, not a curated record